Messenger RNA from Fonsecaea nubica, 516 nucleotides. RefSeq lists its product as hypothetical. The coding region runs from base 1 to 516 and encodes 171 amino acids. The record is from RefSeq and is a predicted model, not a curated record. NCBI's taxonomy places the organism in Eukaryota, Fungi, Ascomycota, Eurotiomycetes, Chaetothyriales, Herpotrichiellaceae. The transcript has a single exon.
AUGCUGUCGCGACUGACACGGUAUUUCAGGGUGGACCCUAUUGCCAACACAGGUUCUGUGGCUCGCGAUCUCCUUGCCUCCGAGAGAACCUUCCUCGCAUGGGCCCGAACUGGCCUCGGUUUCAUCGCUUUGGGAGUUGCUCUCGAGAAAGUGGAAGCCCUCGCAGCUCUGUCGCCGACACUACUUCACCUGUCCGACUCGAGGACCAAGAUCGCUGCAGGAGUCCUUGUCGCGAGCGGGAGCCUCUGCGUCGGGCACGGAACUAUACGCUACUUUUCCACCCUGCGCCAUAUACAAGAGGGGAAGUUCAGGCCCAACACGGGCGGUGUGACCCUCAUGGCGGUGACGUGUAUCGGGAUCGCGGUGGCUGGGAGUCUCCUUGUUAUUGAAAACGAAACAGAGAAAGCAAAGAGCGAGACAACGAGAAACGAAAGACCUGAUACACAAAACAAUCCAUCUGUUAGCCGGUCUCGCCUUUCCGCCUUAGCAACACCCAAGGCCCAACGGUCUAGCUGA